AUUUUCCAGAAAAAUGAGUGCCGGUCCACGGUUUCUUCUAUACGUAAAGGCGGCCAGUGACGGAGAAAAUGUCGGCGACUGUCCGUUUUCACAGAGAGUGAUGAUGUAUGCGGGCCUCAAAGUACCAAAUAAAGAACUGGAAAUAAAACCUGUAGACCUUAGCAAUAAACCCGAGGAUUUCCUCAGACUUAAUCCCGAAGCAAAAGUCCCAGUGCUGAUUGACCGAACGAAAGACAACAAAAUCAUCUCUGAUUCUGCAGAAAUAACCAGGUACCUUCAUGAACAAUUUCCAGAUUUGGACUGUCAACAAGAUUACAGCGGCCCGGCUCUCGAUGCUUGCUCGGGUGUAUUCCCUAAACUGGCCGCUCUUAUAAAAAACAAGGACCCCUCCCAAACAGAUAUACUGAGACAAAAUCUGCUGUCAGAGUUAAAGAAAGUGGAUACUUAUUUAGGAAGCGCUGACCAUAAAGGAAAGUUCUUGCUGGGUGAUCGCCUCUGUGAGAUAGACUGUAUGUUUCUCCCUAAAUUGCGUCAUGUCAUGGUUGCUGGAAAACAAUAUGGCGGACUUGAAAUUCCUGAUGAAUUCAAACAUUUAAAAGAGUAUAUUUCAAAUGCAGAACAAAAUGAAAUAUACAUUAAGACAAAUUGUCCUGAUAGUGAAAUAAUUCAUGGUUGGAAAAAGCAUACACAAUAGACACUAAUUAAUAAAAAGCGACAAAAGCUAUCAGGAGUUCAAAAUGAAAGUCUUGACCAUGUUGACUUCUUAAAAAAUUUCUUUUCAAGACAAAUACGCUAUUACAUAUACUUAGUAAUUCAAAAAAUGUACAUAUCAAUCAUCUUUAAGUUUUCUUGUACACUCAGGUACAUAUAUAAAGUAAGCCUUUUUUCUUAUUUAA
Molecule: messenger RNA, 896 nt
Organism: Saccostrea cuccullata (small rock oyster)
Lineage: Eukaryota; Metazoa; Mollusca; Bivalvia; Ostreida; Ostreidae
Product: chloride intracellular channel protein 6-like
Exons: 1
Coding region: 14-694 (226 amino acids)
Biological process (GO): chloride transport
Cellular component (GO): cytoplasm; membrane
Molecular function (GO): chloride channel activity
Source: RefSeq, a predicted model, not a curated record